AUGGCCACGCCGUGGAGCGACACAGGUCCCGGCGGCGUCGCCGUCCCCCGGGCGGGCCUCAAGAAGGACGUGCUGCCCCCGGACUACAGCGGUAUCACCUUCCCGGAGAGGACGAAGCUGAAGUUCAUGGACAAGGUGCCGGCGGUGCCCAAGGUCAAGCGGGAGCCCCGGCAGCUGCGUGACAUCCGUGGGCCGUCCCAGGAGGCCACCGACUUCAUCCAGGGACAGUACGGGAUCCUGGCUUUAGGGGGCGGAUACCUCCACUGGGGCCACUUUGAGAUGAUCCGCCUGACCAUCGGCCGCAGCAUGGACCCCAAAACCAUGUUCGCCAUCUGGCGCGUGCCGGCCCCCUACAAACCAGUGACACGGAAGAGCCUGGGACACCGCAUGGGGGGCGGCAAGGGUCCCAUCGACCAUUACGUGACGGCGGUGAAGAGCGGGCGUCUGGUGGUGGAGGUAGGCGGGCGCUGCGAGUUUGGGGAGGUGAAACCCUUCCUCACGCAGGUGGCCAAGAAACUGCCCUUCCCCGCCAUCCCCAUCAGCCGCGAUGGCCUCCAGCAGAUGCGGGAGGAGGAAGAGGAGAAGAAGCUCAACAACCAAAACCCCUGGACUUUCGAGCGCAUCGUCACCGCCAACAUGCUGGGAAUGCGCAAGUACCUCAGCCCCUAUGACCUGCAGCUGAAGGGACGCUACUGGGGCAAAUUCUUCCUGAAACACAGGGUGUAACGAGCAG
This is a messenger RNA of Charadrius vociferus (killdeer), 733 nucleotides long. RefSeq names its product mitochondrial ribosomal protein L16 (gene MRPL16). Gene Ontology annotation, molecular function: structural constituent of ribosome; rRNA binding. The record is from RefSeq and is a predicted model, not a curated record. Gene Ontology annotation, biological process: mitochondrial translation. Gene Ontology annotation, cellular component: ribosome; mitochondrial large ribosomal subunit. NCBI's taxonomy places the organism in Eukaryota, Metazoa, Chordata, Aves, Charadriiformes, Charadriidae. The transcript is spliced from 4 exons. Bases 1 to 726 code for a protein of 241 amino acids.